UCUGUCGUUUUAAAAUCAGUGACUUAACGACUCAAUACAGAUUCCCUUGCAACACAGUUUAGUACAACAAUAACAACAACUUCCUGCACAACGCACGCCGUUCGCAUUUAAAACCAAAAACGCCUCGACCGUGUCGUAAAUUAUAACUUCUGGGAGAAGUCACGUGCGGUGCCGCUGUGUCUGAUUUCAGGUUGACUGUGUGUCUCGACUCGACUAAAAAGGAGAAGUAUUCGCAAAUUAAAGUUUUCAAAGACAUCUUGUGCAAAGGUAUAUAUAAAUAGGUCUGGACAAUUUUAAAAUGUAAGGUUCCCAAGGUGAAACAAAAAUAAAAAGAAAUGGAAUAUGUGUAAGGCCUAAAGGGAAAGGGAAGUACAAAAACAAAUAUUUCAAUAAAUUCAUCUUAUUCUUUGGAUUAAGGUUCGUUUUAAGGUUUCAACACAAUGACUGAAGAGGGAAGGAGGUUAAAGGUUAAAUCUAGUUUGUACUGUUUGGAUGAAUUCCUUUGCGGGGGAAAACAAAACAGUUUUGUCAAAACAGUCAUCUGACCUGUCCUGUCGAGCAUCAGAUGCAGAGGUGCUCGGAAUAUUUCCCAGAACAUGCAACAUCUUCUGAUGUCUCAACGGCCGGUCGUGAGUUGAAAGAACAAUGUGCGCUGUGCUGAUCUUUUAACCUCUGUGCUAACAAUACAGGCGCUUUGUUUUGCUAUGAGCUUGUUUAUUUCCAGAUGUACCUUCACUAGUUUCGGUGGUAUGACCCAGUCUGUAGAGCUUUGAAAGAUAAUAAUUAUAUUUUUAAAUCCUGCAAGUUAACAAAUCUGUGUACACAAAAGAAAAAGUUAAAAAUGUCUAGGAAAAAAAGAGAAGUUGCAACGUUUGUUUACAGCUGUAAACGAGACAGUGACUUUUUCCUUGUGUUUUGGCAUCUUCAUAUUGAGAAACAUGUUAGUUAAAUGACAUGUUUUUUGUUUGUUUUUGUUUUUUUUAAAGGUCAGCAUCCGUCAGGUAUUGGAAUUUCUGAUGGAAUUUCAAUAUCUGAAUUUAAUUUAAUCUACCAGUAACAUUUUUAAAAUCCAGAAGGGUUUUACUUAAGCGUUUUGUGUUGUUUUGGGCCAUGUCCUAAAAUCUAUUAUGAUUAAACUAAGCACAUACAGACGGUGGUACUGGUCCGUCGUACACGUCUGAAAUUACAUGAGUUAGGAUGAGCAGCGUUAUAGUUCAUCUUUACAUUCUUGUCAGUUUUAAAUUUGUAAAAUCUGAACGACAUAAUUUUUUUUUCACACAUCUUAAAUUUUAAACUGGAUACCAAGAAAAGUACCAACAUAAUUAGUAAAAGUAACAAUAUUUUUAUUGUCAUAAAUGCUGCUUAUGAUAUAAUAUGCAGCACACAUAAUGUCCUAUAAACACUGAGAAAAACCUGGUGCUUAAGCAGAAACCAGAUCUGCUAAAUACUUUACACAGAUUACUAAUAAGGCUAUCAGUGAGUUACUAAUAUUUCAAUGGAAAAAAAAUAACCUUGAGAGACUGAGAAACGUCCCACUAAACAACAAAACUUUGUAAGUCUAUUGUUUCAUUUCAAUUAGUGAAUGAAUUGAAACCAGUGUCACGUAAGUGGUUAAGUCAGUUUUUUCUUAGCAGUUAGCAUAGCUAGCAUGGCUAACUGUAACAUUAGUCUCUGUGUAUUUUCUAGAUUGUAAAUAAACUUACUGUGUGGUACAGUUUUCCAGCUGGCUGCCAACAUUUCCUAAAGCGUUAUUCUCCAUGGCAGAUAGAUGGUCAUAGUAACAAAAAAAGAAAAACAAUAUUACGAAGCGAGCUAGCUUUCAUGCUGUCUGCUAAAGCUAAGGUCUGUGUACAGAGUUCUGGCUCUGGUCCUUUUCUAACUAACCAAAUAUAGCAAAAUAUACAUGUUAUAUUUCAUACAUGUUUUAUCAUUUAUGACAUAAAAAAGAAAAAGUAGAUGUUAUCAUACUUUAGGCCCUGAAUAAGUCCAGCUGGAGGUUUUGGUGUCAUGAAGUCUGGCUCAGCAGACCAAUAACAAAAUUGCGUCAUUGUCCUAUCUAACAAAUUGUUAAAAAAUAUACCUUAUUGUAAAAUAUUCUGCUGGUACAUGAUUUAGUUAAAAUCUUCAGUAUAGAUCACAGUGUUGUUGCUAUCAGAUUCUUUCCAGAACCUUUUUAAAAAAAAAAAAUGUUUCGAGUUAAGAUGUUCACAUUCAGAUAUCCUGUAGAAAGCGUUAAGAUGAGAUCAGAUUGAAGCUACAGACGUAACUUGCUUUAGAUGCAGGCCUACGCCGAGGCAGAGUUGUUCAAACAGCAAUAAUGGCAGCCCACAGCUUGCAUCACCAAAGUGUCAAACAUGAGAAUGUCCACACUGGAGAAUGUCCAGUCAGGACUUCCUAUGCAACUCCAAGAGACAAGCACACCACAGAGCAUUUUGGUGGAAACCGUUUUUGCUCUGCAGAGAGAUGACAGAGCAGUGAUUCAUGCUGUUUAAUGGACGUUUGUAUACCGGUUUGUAUACAAAAAUUGUGAGCAAGCCUUUAUUUGGGAUUAGAUUUCCUUUCUAUCAUCACCCCAGUUUGAAAUAAAAAAAAAAGUCUGUUGGCAUGGAAAGCUUAACAACAAACUGACAACACUCCCUACAUCCAGUGAGCAUUGCACAACGAAAGACGGUUCAAAAUGUCCGAAAACUUCAUACUGCAAAGCUUUUAGUGUCUGCGACUGACUGGCUGAUAGAUACCUGUCCUCGUGUAGGUGUAACAUUGCACGCAGAGAGAGAGAGGGAAAAAAAAACAUAACAAACGGGGAGUGUCAAAGUUUAUGACAGCCUGGCUGAUUUGUUGUGCGUUAGUCACAAAGUAUGAAUCCUGGGGAUUCAUACUUUGAGUGCGGGGGCUGCCGGAGUCGCCUGUGAGCUGUGCCAAUUGUUCAGGUUUACCCUAACAAAUCCUCAGAUUCCUGCUUGAAAUGACUCAGCUGGGAGCACUAAAGCAAAAUGCCGAGUCAUCAGGGCUGUUUGAAGACUUCAUGACGUAUGAUUGGCCUCAUGAAGUAAAAGCUCAAAGGUAAGUGUUGGAGGUGCGCUCGUCUGAAAUGUGGCGGCCGAUUUCCAGUAGCCUGUUUUGUAAAACUUUUGACGUCGGCUAAAAACCAGCUAGGAUUUUUCCUUAAGAUCUAUAAGUAAUGCAAAAAUGUCAACAAUGUGGAAGAAAUAAAAUAAAAUGAUCUUUACCACAAUAUUUUUAUGUUACAAACAAUUCAAAAAUACUUUAUUGAUCCAAAAGUGACAUUAAAUGAUCAAUUAUUUCUGAAAAUCCGCUCAAAGUUGCAGCACUCUCACUCUGCAUCCCUGAAAAUCCUUUAUAUCCACUACUAAAAUGUCGAAGUGAGGCAUAUCAUAAUUAGUGUUUCUUUCUCCUGGAAAACCUUUUGUUUUUAAUUAGUUCAAACUGUGUCUAACUUUAUAACUGAGUGGAAAAGCGCAUAUUUAUUGUUGUAUUUCCUGUUCAAUUCAUGCAGGCAUGCUAAGCAGUCUUUUUCCCACAGUUCACCCUUGAUUUUUUUAUGUUAUGACCAGAGGUGAUGUCACACUGUGUGAAAGACAGCAGACAGUGUUUCACAGCUUUUCAGAGUUAGAUUUCCAACACUGAGCAAUUUGGUACAUCUCACCCCAGUCUCGGUUUGUGUUCCUGUCAAGCUGCUAUAAAAUCUUUAAAAAGAAAAGAUUUUCACAUUCCAAUCGAUUUGUAUCAAGCAUUUCACUGAUCCGUUCUGGUCAGGAGUCAAUUUCUUGUUAGUUUUUAAACUUUUAGCCCACUAAAAAUAAUAGGAUGUGCUGAAACCAUUUUUUUCUGUCAGUCCACAGAUCUAAUUAUUAUUAUUUUUUUGCCUUUCCGAGCUGUAAAAAAAAGAAUCAGCUUUGUUAUGUUUGUUUUUAAAUGCAUGAAAGGGAAUAAAGAUCAAUUUAGUUCAGAAAAUGAACACAGGGUUUGACUGAGCAGUCAAAUAGACAUAAAUGUCCAUUCAGAGCACAUUAAAUUCAGUUUUUAUUAUUAUUAACAAUAAUAAUAAUACAUGCCAAGCAUUUAACAAAAUACAUUUUUCUCCUUUGGUCUGAUUUUGGAAGAAAAUUGUAUUAAAAAUUGCAAAGGGUAAACUUGACAGAAACGGGUAAAAAAAACAAAAACAAACUUGUAUGUAACAGUGUUUUAUUUAGUUUUGUAACUCCCCCUCUCCGCUCUCAGGGGAAUACCCCUCAUACAUGCAGGUGUGUACAUGUAUGUGUGUUUUUGCUCUAAAACAAAUAAAGAUGUCCGCCGCCAACGUCAUGAGGAAGUUCCUGCCAUGGAGCAAACGGCGGCAAACAGUUUGAAGACUGAACCAAAUAUGCUUACUUAUGUACUAACAUGAAGGAGACCUAAAGGUCUUCUCACACAAUAUAUUGGCUGUAAACAGUGUGUGUGCGUGUGUGUGUGGAGGAGUCAGCACAUAAGUGUGUUGAGCUGUGCAGUACACUGCGUUACAUUGGGAAACCUGAGAAAUUUCCAUCUCAUGAGGGGUGGGAACCUUAAAAAGCAGAGCUCAGGUUCCCCAUGAGGCCAAAGGACAGCAAUCACUUCGCCCUGAGGUCCAUGCCGGCAGCACACCGCUCUGUCAGAACCAGGACGAGUCCAGAACCACCAGCAGACUACUGCCACCAUGGUCUACUUUACGUUGAUGUGUGCCAUGAUCGUUGCUGCAGGUGUUCAUGGGAAACGUUGGCUUCCUUCUCUGCCAGUGGAAAACGGCUGUUACCGGGCGACUCCAGAGGUGGAUAUUUUCCGAGUGGAGGGCGAGGCCGUGAUCCUCCACUUCCCGAUUUUCAUGCGGACCCUCGAACUCCGUGACAUCGCCCCGCCUCCUGCCCAAUAUGUCAUCGGCAGGAGCAACGGAACGGAGCAAACGGUGUACGAGGACAAGGGCCGGGUCCAGCAGCACAGCGGAGAGCUGUGGCUCCUCCCGGCUCAGCUUUCGGAUUCUGGGAAAUACACCUGCACUUACAGGAAUGAAACGUUCUGUGUCACUGGGAGCAUCACGCUGCACGUGUAUGAGUCCUAUUCUGCAGACAUAAAGGCUCUCUCCUAUCCGUGGUCGGCCAAGGUUGGUGAGAACGUGGAGUUUCACUGUCCGGCUCUGGAUCGCUUCAACAAGACAGGCAGACCAAUAGAGUGGCACAAGGACUUUAACUCCGCUCCCCUUCAGCCGGGCAGAGCUACCCUGACGAUCCCUGCUGUAAAACAAUCCCACGCUGGAGUCUACACCUGCCGGCUGACGGUGCUCAUCAACAACCUGCAGUACAAAGUCAGCAGAGCCUACCUGCUCCACGUGGAAGGUUCAGACCCUGCAGUCACUAUCUCCAUGCCUGUUGUCACCAAGCCGUCAGGUCUGGGUCAGCCCAGCAGCAGCACCCUCAGUACCGUCAGCGUCAUGAAACCGCCAGUGAUCGUCUCGCCAAUCGAUGGAACCGUCUUUGAAAGCUCUCACGGUUCAGGACUGGAGCUGUUCUGUCAGGUGGUCACUGAAUGCCAACUGGCAGACUCCACUGCGGUCACAUGGCUGGUAAACGGCCAAUCAGUGGAGUCAUCGUACCUCAACAGGCGGGCUCUGCAGGGAGGAAGAAGCGUAACCCGGGUCUCUGGAAGGUGUCAGAUUGAAGUGAGGUUCGUCAUCUCGGCUAUAACUGAAGAAGAUAAGAAGAUGGAGAUGAAGUGUGUCACUCAGAACGCAGGCGGGAAACAGGAAGUUGUCACAAUGCUUCGCCUAGAAGACACUACGUUUACGUGGCUGGUUGUAGGCGUGGUGACAGCGUCCUGCUUCCUGAUGGUGGUCUGCGUCUUCCUUUACGUCCUCUUCAAGCCAAAGAGUAAGAAGAAAAUGGAUUACAUUCUCGCUCGCCAGAGCAGCACCUUUUCAGUUUAGCUUUUGUUUCACACGCUCCCUCCGGCGAAUAAAAACGCUCCUUUUAACAAUGUUUGUGUAAACUAUGUAAAAAUCUGACCUCCAUCACGUUGUACUUGGAGUUUAAGUGGCACUCACACCAAGUCUUUUUCAUGAAUGUAUCAACCACUGUAGAGGAAGAAGGAAGAUGUUACGACGAUAAACGUUUCAUCAGCACCACUAAUUGAUUUAAUGAUGAAAUUGUUUGCUGUGGUUUUGCACUUCUGUAGUUUAAACCGGUACUACUUCAAUUUAUAUUAACCUCCUUCAGUUUAAUUCUGUUUUUUUUUUCUUUUGCUAAAUAAAAUGAAGUGACUACCUCAGUUACCAGAUGUUACACAUAAUGUAUUUUUUUCUGCUCAUUUGCUGUAGUAUGCAUUAAGUAUAAUGGAUAUAUUGUUUUUUUUUUUUUUUUUUAAUGCAGCAAAUGUUCUCAGGGAGAAAUUGAAUAUUAAAGAAAACGUAUCUUUUGAAUAUUUUUUUAAUGUCAUAAACAUUUAAAGGACAGAAAUGACACAACUUUUAAUAUGUGUUUUCUUUUUAUUGUUAUUGAAUGUAAUACUCCUGCUGUUGUAUCUUACGUCGAAAACAACCCAAUAAAUUAAAUGACUCCUA
Poecilia reticulata (guppy) is the source of this 6589-nucleotide messenger RNA. RefSeq names its product interleukin-1 receptor type 2. Gene Ontology annotation, molecular function: interleukin-1 receptor activity. The record is from RefSeq and is a predicted model, not a curated record. NCBI's taxonomy places the organism in Eukaryota, Metazoa, Chordata, Actinopteri, Cyprinodontiformes, Poeciliidae.